This is a messenger RNA of Osmerus eperlanus (European smelt), 628 nucleotides long. It is a transcript of the gene eloca, whose product is annotated as elongin C paralog a. Gene Ontology annotation, biological process: ubiquitin-dependent protein catabolic process. Gene Ontology annotation, cellular component: elongin complex. NCBI's taxonomy places the organism in Eukaryota, Metazoa, Chordata, Actinopteri, Osmeriformes, Osmeridae. Gene Ontology annotation, molecular function: protein-macromolecule adaptor activity. Bases 184 to 522 code for a protein of 112 amino acids. The record is from RefSeq and is a predicted model, not a curated record. The transcript has 4 exons.
UUCAGUCUGGACUGUUGAGAGGGGGGAUUAAAAUGUGGUUAAACAAAAGUUUUUUUACUGUAGGUUGGAUCAGAAAUAAGUUUCUGGACUGCAGUUGAUAGUGCGAUGCUGAUUGAGCCAUGAAAGGGAAGAUUUGGCCAUGUUUUGAACAUAGAAGGCAUUCGAAUUGCAGUUUAAGGCAAGAUGGAUGGCGAAGAGAAGACCUAUGGUGGCUGUGAAGGGCCAGAUGCCAUGUAUGUGAAGUUGAUCUCUUCUGAUGGCCAUGAAUUUAUUGUGAAGAGAGAACAUGCCUUGACUUCUGGCACUAUCAAAGCCAUGUUGAGUGGACCAGGGCAGUUUGCAGAAAAUGAAACCAACGAAGUAAACUUCAGGGAGAUCCCCUCUCAUGUUCUCUCCAAGGUGUGCAUGUACUUCACCUACAAGGUCCGUUACACCAACAGCUCCACAGAGAUCCCAGAAUUCCCCAUCGCUCCUGAGAUUGCACUGGAACUGCUCAUGGCUGCCAACUUCUUGGAUUGUUAAACCCACCAAAAAUGUAGCAGCCUAAACAUUUUUAGAUUAUUAUUUUUUGACUACCGUAUUUAACUUGUUUGCCAUGUGCUUCAGAUAAAGAAAAACAUUUGAAUGA